CCUAGCUCCUCCUCUGAUAUUAAGCUGACACUUUUUAUAGAGCUUCAGCUUCUAUGCUGCCAUUAUUCCUCUGUGGGAUCCGAGACCAGGAGGUGACAAAACAGCCACCAUGAGCCAAGUGACAAUCAAGGACCUUGAAGUCCUCAACUGUGAAUAUGGCAAGAAUACAAUUAAGUUCCUUCGCCUUCAUAAAGAAGGAAAGAAGCAGUUUGUUAAAGAAGUGGAAGUGUGUGCACAUCUCCGCCUGACUUCUCCUCAGGAGUACCUGGAAGGAAACAAUUCUCUUGUGAUACCUACAGACACCAUAAAAAAUAUUGUCCUUGUGCUGGCCAAAAAAAAUGGGAUCUCAAGUUUAGAACAAUUUGCUAUAGAUAUCUGCAAUCACUUCAUGACAACAUUUUGCCAAGUGGCGUACGUCAAAGCCUACGUUCAAGAAGUACCAUGGCAACGUCUGCAUGAGGAUGGCGUUCCCCACAUCCACUCAUUCAUAUGUGUUCCUGACGGGAUCCGCUUUUGUGAAGCUGAGCAGUGCCGGAAUGGUCCUCUGAUUGUCUUUGCUGGAAUUAAGGACCUGAAACUUAUGAAGACAACACAGUCUGGAUUUGAAGGCUUCUAUAAGAAUGAACACACCACACUUCCUGAAAGACAUGACAGGAUUCUGUGUGGAGAGUUCUUCUGCAAAUGGUCAUAUGGCGAAUGCAAGGAUUUUGACUUUAACUGCAUAUGGAAAAAAAUCCGUGAAUGUAUCCUUGAAGCCUUUGCUGGACCACCUGACUGUGGGGAAUAUUCACCCUCUUACCAGAAAACUGUCAACUGUAUCCAGAUGCUUGUCCUUUCCAGAGUGCCACAGGUACAGGUCAUAGAAGUCGUCUUGAACAACACCUUUUAUAAUGUUGUAGACAUGAAGAAUCUAGGCUUGACCAAUGACAAAGAAGUUUUGGUUCCAGUGGAAACUCCUUAUGGCUCCUGUACUUGCACACUUGGCCGGAAGACGUUUUUUGAAGCACAAAGCCAAAUGCUGAGAGAUGAGAGGAGAUGUCAGUUUGGACAGGCAGCUGCCCAGGGAAACUAAACCUCUUGGCUCUACUCAAUCUUCCU
Molecule: messenger RNA, 1098 nt
Organism: Melospiza georgiana
Lineage: Eukaryota; Metazoa; Chordata; Aves; Passeriformes; Passerellidae
Product: uricase-like
Exons: 8
Coding region: 110-1072 (320 amino acids)
Biological process (GO): purine nucleobase catabolic process; urate catabolic process
Cellular component (GO): peroxisome
Molecular function (GO): urate oxidase activity
Source: RefSeq, a predicted model, not a curated record